Orbicella faveolata is the source of this 1372-nucleotide messenger RNA. RefSeq lists its product as uncharacterized. The record is from RefSeq and is a predicted model, not a curated record. Lineage: Eukaryota; Metazoa; Cnidaria; Anthozoa; Scleractinia; Merulinidae.
AUGCAAAUCCUCAGCUACAGAAUUUUUUUUCUUUCCCAGUUUCGCAGAGUAUUGGUCAACCUGGUAAGGUCUGGCUUUCCAUCACUUUGUAUCAUUUUCCAGCUAUUUAGGCUAGUGUCAUUGGUGAUGUUCUCAAUAUUCGUGGUAGACUGUACCUUGUACCAUGAUUCAACGAGUGUGGAUUGUACCAACUUCACAGUUUACAAUACUCCACCGUGCGAUCCGUACUGCUGGAAGACUGUAUGGCUGUCCUGCUCAAUUUCAACGUCGAUCGUCGGGAUUUGUUUACUCAACAGGACACUGCUACCCGAGCUAAGACCCGUGGGGAACAAAGCAAUAUUGAAGUGUCUGGUCAGAAAGCCCUACUUCUGGUCCUUAAACACCAUCAUAGUUCUUGUGGUCCUCUACGAUGUUUUAAUCAUGGCCCAAAACGAAAAUGCUAAGAUAUAUGUCGAGUGCCUUGUGAUCCUUUCCAAACUGUGCACUGUAUAUCUGUUAUACCAGUUGAAUUUCACCUUCCCUCCCUGCAGGCAAAAGGAUUUUCGACCUGUUUCCAGAGGUGCUUAUUGCAUUACGCUGUCCAUUUUCGUCUUGGACAAUCUUUGCAAGUUCUUAGUGUUGUCAGCUCAAGUUGCGUUUAAGUUUUAUACAGUCAACCACAACAAGCCUAAACCACUGACAAUCAUCGACCUUAUGUUGAUGGUGAUAAACGCUUCACUGUAUCACAGUUUUCUUCAGUUCUUUUGGCACAAACUUUUCCGUGCUGAUAAGGAUAUUUUGAAAGUGGUCAAGGAGAAUUUCGUAGAUACUACGGGGAUAAGAGAGCACAUACAGGAUGGAAACCCAGUAUGAAGCUUACACGACGUGCUUGAUGCCAGUCUGCUAUUUGGAUAACACGUCUGUGCUGAAACUGAUGCGCAACUAAUGCAAGGAGUGCUCACAUUUGUGAACAUCUCUUUCCUACAUUAGUCUUGUUAGGUUCCCUACAUCAGCCUUCCAACCAGCUUCAAACUUUUGGUGAUUUAUUAAAAACUUGAUGUAAUGCACAUAUAUGGGGUCUUUUAUAUAGAACGUUCAUAAACAAGUUCAGAAAGUUUCUGCGGUUUCAAGAAAAAUUUACAAAAACAUUUUGGUAAUUUGUAUCUUGUGUUAUCAUUACACGGUCGAACCCCUAUUAAGCGGCCACAUUCAGGGAAAUGGGAAAUGGGCGCGGUUCGUGUGGUUGUGAAUUGAAUAUGUUUCACCAUCGGCCGGGUUAAAAUGUAAUCACGUCAAGACAAUCAUAAUAAACAUGUGUUUGAAGGUUUUAUCGGUCGUCAAAUUUUAUUUUGGACUGUUAUCUUUCAUCGUCUUUACUUAACUGAAACAAAGC